UUCUUUUGAUUAUGGGAUGAAUUAUUACCUGCUUUUGACACUUUUUGUGAUAUUCUGUAUUUUAUUCUCACAGGGGUACACACCUUUACACAUUGCAGCACUGCACAGGCAUCGACAUAUAUUUGACCAGCUGGUCAGGACAUAUGGAGCAAAUGAGAAUUUGCGGGACUACAGCGGCCACAUAGCAUAUCAUUACCUCAACUUACGGGAAACACAAUUAGAAGACCAUGAGCUAUCUGAAGUCAGCGAGUGCCACAGUCUAACCCAGGCUGGCGAGCGCAGGAACAGGAAGAUCACCUCAUUAUUUCACUCCAUGAAGAAGUGGGGUUCAGCAGAGGAGCUGGCGCCCAUACCGGAGGAGAGGACUGUUGCUCAUCAGCUCAUGCUGCCUGCGUUUAGGCCCAGAAAGUUCUCACGGUAGACAAUGUUAAGUCCAAAGAUCUUCAGUAUCGCUUUAGUGCCACGUGGAUAGUUUACAGAUGAAAAUGCACUUUGCUGCUUGUUUCGCACAAAUAGUAUGAUGUAGUUGUAUUCACAUUUAAGUAGCUUUUUAGCUCAAUAAUUAGCAUUUGUAAUGUUAUGCCACAGCAUUGUGAGAUUCUGUGUGUCUUUUUUCUCUGCUAAAGGUUUACAGUUUUUAUUAAGCAAUGAAAAGGCAUUUUAAAAUACCUGUACAUCAUAUGAUCCUAAGAUUUUACAAGAACUCAGUUUCACUAAAUAUGUCAAUGCUAAAGUUCUAUCUUGAAUAGAGACCAACUUUAGCUUUUAUUUGCCUUAUCUUCACCCUACAUAAG
Molecule: messenger RNA, 794 nt
Organism: Carassius carassius (crucian carp)
Lineage: Eukaryota; Metazoa; Chordata; Actinopteri; Cypriniformes; Cyprinidae
Product: ankyrin repeat domain-containing protein SOWAHD-like
Exons: 3
Coding region: 17-421 (134 amino acids)
Molecular function (GO): protein binding
Source: RefSeq, a predicted model, not a curated record